UCGUUUGAACAAUUUUCAAAAAUUGUUUUAGUUUUAUAUACUAGUAUGAUUUAUAGUAAAUCUUAGCUCGAACUUAGCAAAUGUAGAAUAUUGAAGAAGAAUAGUCAAUGCCAACAAAUAAUAUCUAUGAGAUCUAGUAAAACCCGAUUUUGACUCCAAAAGUGAACAAAACGUGCAGGCGGGAAAAUAUUUACAUAUAUACUUACAACAUUAAACAGCUGGAUAAUGUUGUGUAUAACGUGCAGUGCGAAUACAAAAAAAUACAAGUGUCCAAAAUGUUUGGAACCAUAUUGCUCGCUUUCCUGCUACAAGACACAUCAAACGGCGCAAUGUGUACCCAAGGAAAAUCAAGAAGUAUUAGCUGAACAAGAGCACAUUUUGGAGCCUACUCUACAUGAACCUUUCAGCACUGAAGACACGGUACCACGUAAUAAACUGGAACUUUUAAAGAACUGCAAAGCCUUGCAAGAUUUGCUAUAUAAUUCACAUCUGCGAAAUUUACUUACUGAAAUAGACGUGGCGCCCGAUGCUUGGAAGGCAAUGAAAGCAGCAAUGCAAGAACCGCUUUUUUUGGAAUUCGCAGAUGAAUGUUUAAAAAUUGUCGAACCGCAAGCUGAUUUUGAAUAAACAUAUGGAUUUUAUUUAUUAAUUUUACAAUAUUA
Messenger RNA from Zeugodacus cucurbitae (melon fly), 662 nucleotides. Its product is annotated as zinc finger HIT domain-containing protein 3. Gene Ontology annotation, molecular function: protein binding. The transcript is spliced from 3 exons. The record is from RefSeq and is a predicted model, not a curated record. Bases 226 to 627 code for a protein of 133 amino acids. NCBI's taxonomy places the organism in Eukaryota, Metazoa, Arthropoda, Insecta, Diptera, Tephritidae. Gene Ontology annotation, cellular component: pre-snoRNP complex; nucleus. Gene Ontology annotation, biological process: box C/D snoRNP assembly; maturation of LSU-rRNA from tricistronic rRNA transcript (SSU-rRNA, 5.8S rRNA, LSU-rRNA); snoRNA localization.